This is a messenger RNA of Nannospalax galili (Upper Galilee mountains blind mole rat), 1157 nucleotides long. RefSeq names its product geminin DNA replication inhibitor (gene Gmnn). Gene Ontology annotation, biological process: negative regulation of DNA replication; negative regulation of cell cycle. The transcript is spliced from 7 exons. Gene Ontology annotation, cellular component: nucleus. The record is from RefSeq and is a predicted model, not a curated record. NCBI's taxonomy places the organism in Eukaryota, Metazoa, Chordata, Mammalia, Rodentia, Spalacidae. Bases 297 to 914 code for a protein of 205 amino acids.
CUGUGUUAGAGCGGGCCGUGCGCUGGGGCGGAGCCCGCCCGCCAGCUCGGUUCCCGGGAAGGGCGCCCUGAACCUGGUCUGCGUCCAGUGCUGCCGCCCUGGGCGACCCUGGGUCCUCCCGGAUAUCCGGCCUUUCCCGGACCCUGUCCUGCGGGCUUGGGCCACCGCCCGCACUUGGGAGCUCCAUCUCCAAACUCUCCGGAGGCUGAGCCCGGAGGUUCAGGUGUUCGAGGCCAGCUUCGUCCGGAGAGGACUACGUCAGCAACGUUCCCUUGGGUAGCUUUCCGAUCAGAACAAUGAAUUCCAGUUUGAAGUCAAAACAAGAAGGAAUUCCAGAGACUAUGAAGAACAGCCCUGUCUCUAGAAGAACUCUGAAGAUGAUUCAGCCUUCUGCAGAUGGCUCCCUUGUUGGCAGAGAAAAUGAGUUACCAAAAGGCUUGUCCAAAAGGAAACAUUGGAACGAGCAGUUGAUGUCCAAGACUUGCAGCUCUGGCUCAGAACCCAGUGAAAAUAAUGUUGGAGUCACCCAGGAAGCGGCUGAUCUUAUGAUUAAAGAAAAUCCAUCCUGUCAGUACUGGAGAGAAGUGGCAGAAAGGCGGAGGAGAGCGCUCCACGAGGCACUGACGGAAAAUGAGAAGCUUCAUAAAGAAAUUGAAGAGAAGGACAGUGAAAUCACCCGGCUGAAGAAGGAGAAUCGGGAGUUGUUGGAAGUGGCAGAGCAUGUGCGGUACAUGGCCGAGGUCAUCGAGAGGCUGUCUAAUGAACCUCUGGUGGAGAGCUUUGAGUCACCGGAUAGUCAGGAAUUUGGUUCUGACGAGGACACCGUUGAGGAUUCUGAAGUUGAAGGCUCAGAUGCUGGUUCGCCUGCUGAAGAGAUCGUGUCUUCCUCCACGGAUGCAAAGCCAUGCACGUGAGGUGCGUUAGUGUUUGACCCGAGAAGCACACUGCCAAGGUUGCCUUCCAUUGCUCUUGGUGCCAGAGUGAAUUAACCAUGUGAUGCAGAUGCUGGGGUCAGGCUUCUGUUUGAAUCCUAGGAUCCUAUUCCAUUAAAAUCCAGAUUGUAUGUGUUUUUAAUCUAUUUUAUGUAAAUAGCCUUUUCAGUUUCUCAGUGUCAGGCGUGACUUGUGUAUGAUAAUAAACUUCAGUUUCCCAUUGAA